CGCCGUGUCCUCGCCAUGGCCGGCAACGGGGCCCCGGGGUCCGGCCCCGCGCUGGCGGAGGAGGAGGAUGAGGAGGAGGAGCCGGCGCUGGGCUGCGAUGGCGACCUGGAGGUGAACCCCUACGAUGGGCUCCCCUUCUCCUCCCGCUACUACGAGCUGCUGCGGCAGCGCCGGGACCUGCCCGUCUGGAGCACCAAGUACAGCUUCAUGGAGCACUUGGAGGGCACCAGCGGCAUCAUCCUGGUGUCCGGGCCCGCGGGCACCGGCAAGAGCACGCAGAUCCCGCAGUGGUGCGCGGAGUACGCCCUGUCCCUGCAGUUCGCCCAUGGGCUGGUGGCCUGCACCCAGCCCCACAGCCUGGCCGCCCUCAGCCUCUCCCUGCGCGUGGCGGACGAGAUGGACCUGAACCUGGGCCACGAGGUGGGCUACUGCGUGCCCCACGAGGACUGCUGCAGCAGCGACACCAUCCUCAGGUACUGCUCGGACGAGAUGCUGCUGCGGGAGAUGACGUCGGACCCGCUGCUGCGGCAGUACGGGGUGCUGGUGCUGGACGAGGCGCAGGAGCGCACGCUGCCCACGGACGCGCUGCUGGGGCUGCUCAGGGACGUGCUGGGCCAGCGCCCCGCGCUCAAGGUGGUGGUGGUCACCUCGCUGGCCAUGGAGGAGCGGCUCCGCGCCUUCUGCGGGGACCCCCCCGUGGUGCGGGUGCCGGCGCGCGGGGAGCCCCCGCUGCUGCUGUACCGGGAGCCGCCGGGGCAGGGCCGCGUGGCCGCUGCGUGCCAGGCGGUGCUGGACAUCCACCGGCGGCAGGAGCAGGGGCACGUCCUGCUCUUCAUGGCCAGCGAGCAGGAGAUCACCGAGGCCUGCAUUGCCCUGCGGAGGGAGGCGGCCGCGCUGCCCCCAGGCCUGGGCCCGCUGCUGGUGCUGCCGCUGCACCCGGGCCUGGGCCGCGCCGCACAGGGCAUCUACGAGGGGCUGGAGGAGGGCGGCCGCGGGCGCCGCGUCCUCGUCAGCCAGGGGCUGGCCGAGGCCUCCUUCUCCAUGGGCGGCGUCCGCUUCGUCAUCGACAGCGGGCUGGAGCUGCGCAGUGUCUACAACCCCCGCAUCCGCGCAGAGUCCCAGGUCCUGCGGCCCAUCAGCAAGAGCCAGGCCCAGUCCCGCAUGGAGCGCGCCACCGGUACCCCCCCCGGCACCUGCCUGCGCCUCUACUCAGAGGCCUUCUAUGAGCAGCGGCUGCCGCCCGGGCCCGUGCCCCACAUCAGCGAGAGCAGCCUCAGCCGCCUCGUGCUGCUGCUCAAGCGCCUCGACAUCGCCGACAUGGGCCAGUGCCACUUCCUUGACCGGCCAGCGCCCGAAUCCCUGAUGCAAGCCCUGGAGGACCUGGACUAUUUGGCCGCUCUGGAUGACGAUGGGAACCUCUCGGAGCUGGGGAUCAUCAUGUCCGAGUUCCCGCUGGACCCGCAGCUGGCCAAGGCGCUCAUCGCGGCCUGCGAGUUCGACUGCGUGCAGGAGAUGGUCAGCCUGGCCGCCAUGCUCACCGCAUCCCCCUGCUUCCUGCCCCCCCCCCCGCACAUGGAGGAGGCCGUGGCCAUGCACCGCCGGGCCCUGCUGCACCCCGAUGGAGACCACUUCACCCUCAUCAACAUCUUCAACGCCUUCCAGGAGCAUGAGGCGGACGAGGGCUGGUGCCGCAAGCACGCAGUGAAUGCGGCUGCCCUGCGCCUGGCCAGCAUCGUGCGCUCGGAGCUGCUGGAGGUGAUGCAGCGCAUCGAGCUGCCCGUGUCCCCCCCCGCCUUCGGCACCUACGCCAAUGUGCUCAACAUCCAGAGAGCCCUCAUCUCCGGGUACUUCCUCAAGGUGGCCCGGGACAUCGACGGCUCCGGCAACUACGUGAUGCUGACGCACAAGCACGUGGCCCACUUGCCCCCGUCCUGCUGCUACCUGCUGCGGCAGCCCCCGCGGCGCCUGCCCCCGUGGGUGCUGUACCACGAGUUCACCAUCUCCCAGGACAACUGCCUGCGCGUGGUCUCGGAGAUCCAGCCCCAGAUGCUGGUGGCGCUGGCUCCCCAGUACUACCUGAGCAACCUCCCGCCCAGUGAGAGCCGCGACCUGCUCAUGGCGCUGCGGGAGGAGGUGGCGGCUGCGGGGGAUGCGCCGGCGGUGCCCGCAGCGCUGGGACCGGCGCCCGGCGGCGGGGAUGGGGAUGGGGAUGGGGAUGAGGAUGCGGAUGAGGAUGGGGACAAGGAGGUGUGUGCGCUGCAGUGA
Molecule: messenger RNA, 2265 nt
Organism: Neopsephotus bourkii (Bourke's parrot)
Lineage: Eukaryota; Metazoa; Chordata; Aves; Psittaciformes; Psittacidae
Gene: DQX1
Product: DEAQ-box RNA dependent ATPase 1
Exons: 11
Coding region: 16-2265 (749 amino acids)
Cellular component (GO): intracellular anatomical structure; spliceosomal complex
Molecular function (GO): RNA binding
Source: RefSeq, a predicted model, not a curated record